Acinonyx jubatus (cheetah) is the source of this 6271-nucleotide messenger RNA. Its product is annotated as tripartite motif-containing protein 60-like. Gene Ontology annotation, molecular function: zinc ion binding; protein binding. The record is from RefSeq and is a predicted model, not a curated record. NCBI's taxonomy places the organism in Eukaryota, Metazoa, Chordata, Mammalia, Carnivora, Felidae. The coding region runs from base 4606 to 6021 and encodes 471 amino acids. The transcript is spliced from 5 exons.
AUUACUCAAAUUGUAAAACGAAAUUUCUCCUAACUCAUAGUCCAGAAAAAUGCCAAUGUGCUUGAGGUUUACUGAAUCCUCUGUGCCAUCUGUACUGGUCCAGAACUGGAUUUGCCAGCAGCCAUUGUUUGGCACUGGUGCUAUAAGAGCCCUUCUGGGGAAAGACUCCUUACACACACCCAAGGACCAUUCGCCUAGGCCUCUUAUUUCUACCUGCCAAAAAUGCCUGCCAGCAUCAAAUCCCUCACAACUCAGGACAGCUGGGAAGAGGCAUUGUGGAUGCAUGGGUAAAUAGAAGAAGCCAUGUGAAGACACAGGCAUAAGCAGGCCAUUGGCAAGCCAAAGAGAGAGGCCUCUGAAGCAAACGAACCCACGACACCUUGAUUUGGACUCCUGGCCUCCAGAACUGGGAGAAAGUAAAGAGGAAUCUUCCCAAGAAAAGCCACAGAUCUCCAGAUAACUAAUCUUCCUGUAUUCACUGGCCCACAUGAAUUGAAGGUCACUAUGGAGUCCUGUUGGUCAGAAAAGAACCCAAAUUGCAAGUACUAUAUUGUUCCUAGGGACAAGAUAUUCCCUUUUUACUUUUAUUUAUUUAUUUUUAUUUUAUUUUUUAAAUGUACAUCCAAGUUAGUUAGCAUAUAGUGCAACAAUGAUUUCAAGGGUAGAUUCCUUAAUGUCCCUUACCCAUUUAGCCCAUCCCCCUUCCCACAGUCCCUCUAGUAACCCUCUGUUUGUUCUCCAUAUGUGAGACUCUCUUAUGUUUUUGUCCCCCUCCCUGUUUUUAUAUUACUUUUGCUUCCCUUCCCUUGUGUUUAUCUAUUCUGUGUCUUAAAGUCCUCAUAUGAGUGAAGUCAUAUAUUUGUCUUUCUCUAAUUUCGCUUAGCAUAAUACCCUCUGGUUCCAUCCACGUAGUUGCAAAUGGCAAGAUUUCAUUCUUUUUGAUUGCCGAGUAAUACUCCAUGGUAUGUAUAUACUACCUCUUUAUCCAUUCAUCCAUUGAUGGACAUUUGUGCCCUUUCCAUACUUUGGCUAUUGUGGAUAGUGCUACUAUAAACAUUGGGUGCAUGUGCCCCUUCAAAACAGCAUGCCUGUAUCCCUUGGAUAAAUACCUAAUAGUGCAAUUGCUAAGGUAGUUCUGUUUUUAAUUUUUUGAGGAACCUGCAUACUGUUUUCCAGAGUGGCUACACCAGCUUGCAUUCCCAUCAGCAGUGUAAGAGAGCCUCUUUCUCCACAUCCCUGCUGUUGUCCACAUCCACAUCUGUUGUUGUCUGAGUUGUUAAUGUGAGCCAUUCUGAGAGGUGUAAGGUGGUAUCUCAUUGUGGUUUUGAUUUGUAUUUCCCUGAUGAUGAGUGAUGUUGAGCAUUUUUUCAUGUGUCGGUUGGCCACCUGGAUGUCUUCAAGAUAUUCCCUUUUUAAAAGGAUGCUCAUGGGCACCUGGGUGGCUCAGUCAGUUGAGCGUCUGACUUCAGCUCAGAUCAGGAUCUCACUGUCUGUGAGUUCGAGCCCCAUGUCAGGCUCUGUGCUGACAGCUCAGAGCCUGGAGCCUGUUUUGGAUUCUGUGUCUCUGACUCUCUCUGCCCAACGCACCCCCCCCCCCCCAUGAUCUGUCUCUCACUCUCUCUCUCUGUCAAAAAUAAAUAAACAUUAAAAAAAAAUUUUAAAGGAUGUCCAGUGAAACAUUUAUUCUUCCUUCGUGACAUGAACAGCACUUCAUGUUGGUCAAAUAAUAAGGAAAGUUACUACCAAAGAUAUAUUCCACUAGUUUUUAAAAUAAGGUAGGGGCAGGGCACCUGGGUAACUCAGUCGAUUAAGUCUCCAACUCUUGAUUUUGGCUCAGGUCAUGAUCUCAGAGUGUGUGAGUUUGAGCCCCGGGCUGGGCUGUGUGCUGACAGCGUGGAGUCUGCUUGGGAUUUUCUGUCUCCCUCUCUCUGCCCAUCCCCUGCUCAUGUGCUCUCUCUCUCUCUCUCUCAAAAUACAUAAAUAAACAUUUAGUAAAAUAAAAUAAGGCAGGAGCACCUGGCUGGCUCAGUUGGUAGAACAUCUGACUCUUGAUCUCAGGGUUGUGAUCAAUUCAAGCCCCAUAUUGGGCAUGGAGCCAACCUAAAAAUAAUAAAAUAAAAUAAAAUAAAAUAAAAUAAAAUAAAAUAAAAUAAAAUAAAAUAAAAUAAAAUAAAAUAAAAUAAAGUAAAGUAAAAUAAAAUAAAAUAAGAUAAGAUAAAAAUAAAUAAAAAAGCAGAAACCAUUAUUAUUUUACAAUCGCAAAUUUAUUAAAAAGUUUAGGCAAUGACCAGUAUGCCUACUAACAUCACAAAAAGUGAGGAAAAAACUAAGAACAAAACAAGCAUUAUUGACCUCAUGAAGAAAGCACAUAACAGAGUGAAAAGAUUUUCCUUUAAUCAGGAACACAAAUACCUGCACCCAAAAAUAUUGCUGUGAAACUUCUUUAAAAUUAAAAUUGUCUACUGAAUGUCAUGAAAAUAAUUCAUGUGUGAAAAUGGCUACACAGUGACUUCAUGUGUUCUAGUCCAUUCCCUAGAAUCUGGACAUUACCUGGAACAGCUUCUUGUGCAAACCUUCCAAAUAACCUACUCAUAUGAGAAUAUAUAUUGCAUGAGUUUGGGUAUAUGUAUUUAAGAAAUGGGAGCAUCCUGUGUAUUCUGUAAAUUUUUCUUUGAAUAUUUUAUCUAGGAGGUAGUCCAUGUCCUCACAUAUAGUUCAUUCUGUUUUAAAAUGUGUUGCACACUUGGGUAAAUGUCUAAAUGGGAAAUAUUAAAAAUGUAAUAAAUGUUCUUUGGAGAGCUUUAGGGUGUGCUUUCCCCUCCAUUGCUAUGCCCCCAAUAUGUUUUCUUCAACUUGUUAGCUAAAAAUACUCACUGGUUUAUAUGUAUUUACUCACUGGUUUAUAUCUAAAGGCUACUGAAAGAUACAAAUCAACAGCCAAUGAAGGGAUGAAUAGGGCAAGAUUCCAAAAGAGCUUCUGUCCUUUCAGAGUUUGGGGCCCAGCAUGGUGGCUGGUGAACCUCUGGCUUACCAACCUGCAAGCUUUCCAAACUCCCCUCCUUUUUUGGGUUUUUGUGGAAGCUUCACUGCUUCGCGAUUAUUGGUCAUUGGUGACUGAUUCACCCUCCAGCCUCUCCCCCCAUCGCCAGAAAUCAGGGGUGGGACUGUAUAUUCCAACCCUCCAUUCUUGGUCAGUUCCUCUGGCAACCAGCCCUCCCACCCCAAGAUCUUUAGGGAAUUUCUAAAAGUCACCUCGCUGCCAUAAAAUCAGUUAUGGUUGAGCUUGUUAUGAAUAACAAAACACCCAUUUCACCUUUACACACUGAAGGAACUGAAGACAAGAGACUAAGCAUUACAACAGAAGAUACUUCCAUUACUCUUAUCACCCGCAAAGGUACAAGUGUUUUAGGGGCUGUGAGACAGAAACCAUGCACAAAGACCAAAAAUAUAUAUGAGAAGUAUAUGUGGGACAUCUGGAUGAUGACCACAUGACAGUAGGCUAUUCGUCUGAGAAUCCAGCCGCCUGAUUUCAAUUGAAAGUAAUACCUUAACUUUAUUAUUUCUUCUGCAAAUACCUCUUUCGGUCCCACUUGGGUGCUAAUUUAUGAGUUCAGAAGUACUUAGUUACUGAUCCUUCAGCCUUGAAGACUUUAUCAAGUUGUCCAACUAAUUCACCUUAAGACGAACUUCAAGGAGGGACCUGGGUGAGCCUGAGUUGGUGGGGCAUAAUCCUCCUACAGGGUGGGACAGACCCACCCAAGCACUCACUGAGAUGCAAAUUGAUCCAAAGAGGAUUGUUUUUUCAACACUAACUACACCCUCACCUACGACAAGUAAUCUCAGUAAUCCCACACUAGAUGAAGUGGUUACAGCAGAACUCCUCACUCCUUCACAGUCUGGGAGGAGGGUGGGGUAUCGAAGAUUUUAAAAACCGCCUGCUGUAUGGUUUGGCCUUAUUUUGGCUCUCAAGUUUGUCACAGGAAUAUAAAUAUUAGCAACUCGAGUUAAAUUGGGACUAAUGCCUUUAAUCACUUAGCCUUACAACCCCCAGCUACCCUCAGGAUCUCUUCCCAUUCUCCCCCUCCAGCAGGGCCAUUGAGCAUGCACAUGCGCAGGCCCAUAGCUGCCACCACUUCCGGGAGAACAGGCCAAUCACAGCACGGAACAAAUAAAUACAGGAUCCUGGGCCUGCCUCAGCUUAAAUCCAUGUAGUCGUAAUGGAGGUGGUAUGACUGCGUUACAUGAGAUUUUUAUCGGGACGACAGUUUUCAAGUUGCAAAGUGGCCAGUGAUCUCCAAAGAAGGAUUGUUGGGGUGUGAAGGAAUGAAUGGUUGCUUGCUUGGACCCGUGGCUACUUUGUUGAAGAAGAAAGUCAUUAAUCUUAAAUUUAGGUGAGUUAAUCCGUGAGAGAGCUGCAAACUGAAUCUUUCUUGCCCUCAAGCUACAGGACAGGACACUACGCAAGACUUCAGUGGCUGCCAUCAGAAGCUGGGCCAGUGGAACCUAAAGCUUCGAGGUCUGGGGGAGAUCUACUCGCUGGGUCUUGAGCUUACGGCAGGACUUGCCAAGGGGAACAUCUUACCCACCACCUUCAUUCUCUGCUCAAUGGAGUUUGUAACAGCCCUGGUACACCUCCAGGAAGAGUCUAACUGCCCCAUCUGUCUGGACUACUUGAAAGACCCAGUGACUAUAAACUGUGGGCACAACUUCUGUCGCUCCUGCAUCAACAUGAUGUGGAAGGAUCUAGAAGAUACCUUCCCCUGUCCUGUCUGCCGUUUUUGCUUUCGUAACAAAAAUUUACGGAGCAACCGCCAGCUCAGUAAUUUGACUGAAAUUGCUAAACUACUGCAGGUCAGAAGGAGCAAGAGAAAAAGGCAGGAAGAAUAUUCCGUGUGUGAGAAACACAAUCAGUUUCUGACCCUUUUUUGCGGGAAGGACCUAGAGGUUUUAUGUACACAGUGCAGCCUCUCUGUUCAACACCAGAAACACUACAUUUGCCCCAUUAAGAAAGCUGCCUCUUAUCACCGGAAAAUUCUAGAAUAUAGCAUUGAGCCCUUGCAGAACAAUGUGGAACGAGUUGAAAAAGUGAUUUCUCUGCAAGCCAGCAAAAUUGUGGAACUGAAAAAGAAGGUAGAGUAUAGGAGAGAAGAAAUCAUUUCUGAAUUUGAGCAACUUCGACUGUUUCUGCAAAAUCAGCAAGAGGCUCUUCUUAGGCAGAUGAAAGAUGAAGAGAUGGACAUUUUAACGAAACUAAAUGCCAACCGUAUAACAUUUUCAGAUCAUGUUUCCACUUUAAAACAUCUGCUGAAGGAGGUAGAGUGCAAGUGUGGGCAAUCGGAACUGGAAUUACUGACACAUGUUAAAGGUAUCGACCACAGGUAUCAAAACCUAAAACGUCCUGAGCUCUUUUUAUUCCGAUUAAAGAAAUACGGACUUAGCCUUCGUCCACAAUACUCUGGCUUGGGCAAAAUUAUCAAGCCAUUUCAAGUAGAUGUGAUUCUAGAUCUUGAAACAGCACACCCUCGGCUUAUUGUCUCUGAGGAUAGAAAAACUGUGCAUUAUGGAAAGAGAAGAAAAUACCUUUGUUAUAACCCAAGGAGAUUUUACCUCUGCCCUGCUGUCCUGGGUUCUAAGAGAUUUAGUUCUGGCCGGCAUUACUGGGAGGUCAUAGUGGGAAACAAGCCUAAGUGGACCUUGGGAGUGUGUCAAGACUGUUUUCCUAGGAAUUGGAGGAAUCAGCCAGUAGCUGAGGGUGGGUUCUGGGCAAUUGGGAGAUAUAUUGAAAGCAUUUAUGUUAUGUUGGGUCCUAAGAGAAGCCAGCUUCUGCCCACAGUAAGACCCACUAAGGUUGGCAUUUUUUUGGACUAUGAGUUGGGUGAGGUUUCCUUUUACAAUAUGAAUGAUAGAUCUCUUCUCUAUACUUUUAAUGAUUCUUUUACAGAAGCUGUUUGUCCCUAUUUCUAUGUUGGAAUAGAUUCUGAACCUCUUAAAAUCUCUUCAGUAACAGAUGAUGAAAGAUGAAGUACCUGGGAAAGAAACAAUGCUGUUUCAGUAUCUAGGGAUAAGUAGUAAAUUUAGUCUCAGCAAUUCUGGAUUCUUGUGGUUUACUGCUGAAAACCAGAAGAGAUUUUUCUCCUUCAUUUUAAGCAACUAUAAAACAUGAGAGUAACACCAAUUUUAUAGAUGUUUAUAGAUGCUUUUAGUUUCUAAGAUAAAGUAUUUGAGGAUUAUGCUACUUAACAAAUUUAAUAAAAUAUUUCUGUUGAAAUUA